Paramecium sonneborni is the source of this 2407-nucleotide messenger RNA. The record is from the annotation of a GenBank genome assembly. Lineage: Eukaryota; Ciliophora; Oligohymenophorea; Peniculida; Parameciidae.
AUGAAUUAACUCGAUUUGGAUAAAUUGUUUUAUCCAAUUAUGAUGACCAUAAGAAAUCUUAGAACUUAUUUCAAACAAGAUGAUGAAAAUAAUCGCAUAAUAUUAGUAUUGAUUCCUAAAUGAUUAAGGACUGCCAAAAUAAAGUCGAAGCUUUUGCGCUUUCUAUUAUGCAUUUCUUACUUGACUUAAUAGUGAAUGGAAUUGAGCAUACAUCAAUAUGUUUCAAUAAAAAUGUUCCGUUACUCUAAAGAGAAUUAAAGAACAAAAUUGAAUGUGUACAACAAUUUGUGUAAACUAAUGAUGUAGAAAACUUAAAAAAGAAUAUUUUGAAAUAUUAUGAGUUAAAAGAAGGGUUUAGUGAAUCCGAAAGUGAAGAUGAAAGUGUUAGUUUGCAGAUCAAAUUGGUAUGAGCUAGCUCCUCUUAUAAGGCAGACUGGUAAAAUGAAAGAGUUUAACCCUGAAAUACAGUAACUUAGAGUUGAAUUGAAUCAAAAAGAAGCCACCAUCCAAGCAUUGAUUUAGAAACUCAAGUAUCGUUAGAAUAGCAUGGAGUUAAUGGUUCAUAAUCAUCAUAAAGAAGUUUCUGUACUUAAAGCUUAGUUUCUUUUAAACCCAUAAACUGAUGAUCCAUCAUCUAUUUUUAAUAUUAAAUAUUUUGACUCGACAUCAAUGAUAGAUCCAGAAAUAGCUGCUCUAAUGAAUGAAAAAAUCAAUGAUAUUAAAAAUCAAUAUGAACGUUAUGUUAAAUAAUUUAUGGAUAAAUUUUAAAGAUAAAGAGUAUCUUAAAAUAAUGAAGAUAAUAUUAAAAAACCAUCUUUAGAUGAUUAUACAGCUAAGGAUUUAUUAAAAAUUGCACUUGAUAGAGAAACUAAUCCACAUAUUUUCUUUAAGUAUAUUUAAGAUCUCAAAUCUAUUAAUUAUAUUUUAGAUAUUUUAUGUAAUUAAUAGAAUCAUUAUGGAAUUGAUUAUGAGAAAAUUAAUAAUGCCUUUAAGACUAAAAAUGAAGAUUUGAAAAAAAUGAUGGAAGCCCGUAUUAUGAUGGAAGAUUGUUAGGCUUAAAUAAGUGCAUAAUUUCUUAUUGAUCUAGAAAAAAAGAAAGAAGAAAUUUUAGAAUUAAAUUUGAUGAUAUCAUAAUAAGAAAAUGAAUAUAAAGAAUCAUUAAAAUUAUUUUAAGAUUUAAUAUCAAGUAAUAAUGAUAAUUAGAAGUAAAAUGAGAUUAUUUUUAAACAAUAAUAAAAAAUUGAGCAAAUGAGAUCUGAAAAUCAUAAUCUUUCAACAAUGAUUUUGAAUUAAAAAUAACAUUCUUAUUAAUUGAAAUAAUAAAAUUAGUUUUUAAUGACUAAUUUAAAAAAUAUUUUAAAUCUCUUACAUAAGAAAUAAUUGUAAAUUAAUUUAGGAUUAGAUAAGUAGGAUUUAAUGAAAGACAAAUCUGCUCCAAUUAAAGAAAUACUUAACAAAUUAAAUAAUUUAGAUGGAUAUGAUUUAUUUACUUUAAUUUAAGAAAUUAAACUACUACUUUAUUAAAUUGAAUCUGUAAAAGCUGUGAAUUAAAUUUCAUAAAGAGGAAAAUUAAAUAAAUAAACUUAAACGAUUUAAAUAAAUUAAGAAUUUGAAGAAAAAAGAGAAGAAUGGAGAAUAAGAGAAAAAAAAGAAUCAAAACCAAUUAUGAAACAUUUAGAAUAAAUUAGAUAAGAAACAAUUAAAAAAAGUAGAUAAAAAAUUGCUUCUACUUAAACAGAUAUAACUAAUGAGUAUAAAUCAACAUAAAAUUAAGAAAACAUUGAAGAUGAAAAAUCAAUAAUAUCAAAUUAGAAUCAAUAAAAGUAAGGAACUUUGUCAUUAAAAAUGUUAUUGAAAUAGGCUAAAUUUUCAUCUGAAUUAAAUCAUUAGAAAAUAAGAGACUUAACUCCUGAACCUUCUUUUGAUUAGUAAAGUUCAAUUUUUGAGAAAUUAUAUACUUAAUAAAAGUAGUAAAAUUCAAGAUGGCAUUAAUUGAGACCUUUAAUUGAUAAACUUUCUGAAGAGGAAUUCAUUGAAGUUAUCAAUACUUUAGGUAUAUAUUCAUUUAGAAAUAAAUAAUAAUCAUAAAAUACAACAAUGGAAAUACCAUAAUAUGAUAUAAGCAAAGUUUAAUAAUCAAUGAUUUAUCAAGAUAUUAAUAAACGAAGAAGAGAUUCAAGUGUCGAUUAAACAAAAAAGUAUAUUAAUAAUUAUAUAAAGUUUAUUUAUUGAAUUAGAUGAAUAGAGAGAAUAAGCAUUAAAACUCUUUUAAUAAUAGAGAAUAGAUACUUAUCGUAGAAGAUUAAAAAGAUUGGUUCCAGUUAUACCUAGUUAAUGUUUAUAAGUUGAAGAGAAAUUAAGACCAAAAAGUUAAAUUAGAAGUAGUUAUCAAAAGCCUGGUUACUGA